Messenger RNA from Cajanus cajan (pigeon pea), 269 nucleotides. The record is from RefSeq and is a predicted model, not a curated record. Lineage: Eukaryota; Viridiplantae; Streptophyta; Magnoliopsida; Fabales; Fabaceae.
UGGCAUAAAAAUGCACGUAGCAGAGAAAGGAGAAGGCCCUGUGGUGUUGUUCCUGCAUGGCUUCCCCGAGCUCUGGUACUCAUGGCGCCACCAGAUUCUGGCUCUCAGUUCCCUCGGGUACCGUGCCGUGGCUCCUGAUCUGCGUGGCUACGGUGACACGGAGGCACCACCUUCAAUCAGCAGCUACAACUGCUUGCAUAUUGUGGGUGACCUCGUUGCUCUUAUAGAUUCUCUGGGUGUGGAGCAAGUGUUCCUUGUGGCUCAUGACU